Talaromyces amestolkiae is the source of this 2358-nucleotide messenger RNA. RefSeq lists its product as uncharacterized. The transcript has a single exon. Lineage: Eukaryota; Fungi; Ascomycota; Eurotiomycetes; Eurotiales; Trichocomaceae. Gene Ontology annotation, biological process: transmembrane transport. Gene Ontology annotation, molecular function: oligopeptide transmembrane transporter activity. The record is from RefSeq and is a predicted model, not a curated record. Bases 1 to 2358 code for a protein of 785 amino acids.
AUGGAGGAAAAGGUCGCAGAGCCCACCGUGGCCGCGUCCACGGGUGUCCAAGUAGGCGACGCCGAAGAAGCGCUCGAGCAUGUCAAGAACAUCAAGAAGCAGCACCAGUGGGACCCCAACCUGCCCACCGACAUCUACGACGAACUUGACGAGGCCUUGCAUGCUGACGGCAACACCACCGUGGGCAUCGCCACCGAACUGAUGGAAAACUCCCCUUACCCUGAAGUUCGUGCUGCCGUCCCUAACUACGACGAAGGCGGCCACAGCAAUACCAUCCGCGCCUGGACCAUUGGUUUGAUUCUCGCGACCAUCGGUUCGGCGCUCAACAUGCUGUUCUCCAUGCGCAAUCCCUACAUUGUCAUCCCCAGUUAUGUCGCUCAGGUCGUCGCAUACCCCAUUGGUAAGCUCUGGGAGAAGGUUAUGCCCAAUCGCGAGUUCUCCCUCUUUGGUCUCAAGUUCAACCUCAACCCUGGUCCCUUCAGCAAGAAGGAGCAUGCUUUGACUGUCAUCAUGGCCAACGCCACUUUCAACGGUGGUGCUGCCUACGCUACUGAUGUCUUGCUCGCUCAACGUGCCUUUUACGGUCAGAACUUUGGGUGGGCGUUCGAGAUCUUCAUGUGUAUCUCCACCCAGAUGCUCGGGUUUGGUAUCGCUGGUUUCUUCCAUCGUUUCCUCGUCACUCCGGCUGCUAUGAUUUGGCCCGCCAAUUUGAUCAACGCCAGUUUGUUCACUGCCCUCCACGAUCAUCGCCGCCCUGACCCCGCCAAGACCAGUGGCUGGCGUAUUGGAAAGUACCGUCUUUUCUUGUACACUAUGAUUGCUUCUUUUGUGUGGUACUGGUUCCCCGGCUUUAUCGCUCCCUUCUUGAGUGCGUUCGCCUGGGUUACCUGGAUCCGACCCAACAACCCCGUAAUCAACCAGUUGUUUGGUGGAUGGACUGGUCUGUCUUUGAUCCCCAUUACUUUUGACUGGACUCAAAUUUCCGGUUUCAACUUCUCACCGUUGAUCACCCCCUGGUUCGGUAUUGCCAACACUUUGAUCGGUAUGGUUGCUUGGUUCUGGAUCGUCACCCCGGCUAUCCACUACAGCAAGCUCUACUACAACCAGUACUUGCCUAUCAGUGACUCCAAUAGCUACGAUAACAAUGCUCUCAAGUAUAACGUCACCCGCAUCUUGAACCCAGACUACACCUUCAACCUGCAAAAAUAUCAGGAAUACUCUCCCCUCUUCUUGUCUACCACGUUCAUGUUGUGCUAUGGUCUUUCCUUUGCCACCAUCAUUGCCGUCCUCGUCCACACUGGUCUCUUCCACGGAAAGGAAUUAUGGAUCCGAUUCAAGAGCGUUGGCAAGGAAGAAGAAGAUGUCCACGCCCGCCUCAUGUCUCGUUUCAAGACUGUUCCUCUCUGGUGGUAUGGCGGUAUCACUCUUAUCAUGAUGGGAAUGGCCCUCGGUGUUAUCCUUGGUUACCCUACCCAUCUCUCUUGGUGGGCUUUCUUCGUGUCCUUGAUUAUCUGCUGUUUCUGGUUCGUCCCUUGCGGUAUUGUGCAGGCCACGACCAACAUUCAGAUCGGACUUAACGUCAUCACCGAGUUCAUCAUCGGUUAUAUGCAGCCUGGACGCCCCAUGGCCAUGAUGUUGUUCAAGACAUACGGUUACAUUACCAUGUACCAGGGAUUGUUCUUCUUGCAGGACAUGAAGCUUGGCCACUACAUGAAGGUUCCUCCUCGUGUCACCUUUGCAGCUCAGAUGGUAUCUUGUUUGUGGUGCUCCGUCGUCCAGAUCGCCGUCAUGAACUGGGCUCUCGGUGCCAUUUCCGAUGUCUGCUCCCAGACCCAGGCCAACCAUUUCAGCUGCCCCAACGGUCGUGUUUUCUUCAACGCUUCUGUUAUCUGGGGUGUCAUUGGACCUCAGCGUAUCUUUUCCCCUGGCCAGAUGUACUCCAACAUGAUGUGGUUCUGGCUCGCCGGUGCUAUUCUUCCCGUCCUGAUCUACUUCGGUGCCCGUGCCUGGCCCAAAUCCCCCAUCCGCUACCUUAGCGCCCCCAUCAUCUUCGGUGGUAGCUCUUUGAUUCCUCCCGCCACUCCUCUGAACUACCUCUCCUGGGGUAUCGUCGGCUUCGUCUUCAACAAGUAUAUCCGUGACCGCUGGCGCGGCUGGUGGAUGCACUACAACUAUGUCUUUAGUGCUGGAUUGGACGUCGGUCUCGCCCUCUCUACGAUCUUGAUCUUCGUUGCUUUGUCGCUGUGGAACCACGAGAUGCCCGAAUGGUGGGGAACCGAUAUUGCCUCCAACACUAUGGAUGCUUCGUACUCCGCUAUCCAGGUGACCGGCGUCCAGUUCGGACCUACUUCUUGGUAA